AUGAAAGAAGGUAAGAAUAUCCUAACAAAUGAUUUAAGCAUCUUGGAAAGAUACUUUUACAAAUGGAGGCUAAGACCAAAUUCAGAUAAGACAGAGGAAUGUGGAUUUCAUCUUAAUAAUAAAGAAGCAAACAGGGAACUUAAUGUCCAGUUGGAGGGAGUAAAAGUUAACUAUAACUUUACACCAAAAUAUUUGGGAGUAACAUUUUAUCGAUUGUUGAUGUUUUGGAAUCAUAUUGAGAAGUUAUAG
This is a messenger RNA of Cinara cedri, 249 nucleotides long. Lineage: Eukaryota; Metazoa; Arthropoda; Insecta; Hemiptera; Aphididae. The record is from the annotation of a GenBank genome assembly.